AUGGGUCCUGGAUCGCGAGAUGACUUUCGGGUCGCUAUCAUCUGUGCUCUGCCCCUGGAGGCCGCCGCUGUCCUGAGCCUGUUCGACCAACGCUACGACAAGGAUGGCAGCAAAUAUGGCAAGCAAGAGGGGGACAUCAACGCCUACUCGACCGGGCGCAUCGGCCGACAUGAUAUCGUUCUAGUCCAUAUGCCUGGCAUGGGCGUGUACAGCGCAACCAGGGUCGCUGCCAAUGUGCGGCUGAGCUUCAAGGAGAUCAGACUGGCUCUCGUCGUCGGCGUGUGUGGUGGUGCUCCUCUUGAAAGAACCAUCGUCCUCGGGGAUGUCAUCAUCUCUGACUCGAUUGUCGAAUUCUACACUGGAAGACAGUAUUCAGACGGUAUUCAAGCAAGAAAGGGCGUCAAGCACAUGCUCGGAAGACCAAGCCCCGAAAUCAGAGGACUCCUCAGCAAGCUUGAGAUCCCAAUCAUCCGGCAAGAACUGGAAGGCGAGAUACAGCAAGAUCUGGCAGAGCUAAGUAAGAAGAGUGACACGGCGCGCUAUCCAGGAGUCGAACAUGAUAGGUUGUUUGCAGCUUCAUACCGGCACAUGCAUCGAAAAGACACUCCAACACGAGAAUGCCCUUGUGUCUUGUCUCGAUCAAAUACCGACCCUGUGUGUAAGGAGGCACUGGAGUCGAGCUGUGAGACGCUUGGUUGUGAUGCUGACUCGUCGGAAAAUCCAAGUCGUCGCGCGCGCCUCGCUUCAAGUGUUCCUACGCCUCUUCUACAUAUAGGCACAAUUGGCGCAACCACUGUUAUGAAGUCUGGCGAACAUCGCGACAUUAUCGCUCGUGAGAACGGCGUGAUCGGGUUCGAGAUGGAAGGAGCCGGUAUAUGGGAAGACCUGCCAUGUGUCAUCAUCAAAGGCGUUUGCGACUACGCUGACAGCCAUAAGAACAAAAGAUGGCAAGAUUAUGCUGCAGCAACAGCAGCCUCCGCUGCAAAAGCAUUUCUUGGUCACUAG
Molecule: messenger RNA, 1005 nt
Organism: Aureobasidium namibiae CBS 147.97
Lineage: Eukaryota; Fungi; Ascomycota; Dothideomycetes; Dothideales; Saccotheciaceae
Product: purine and uridine phosphorylase
Exons: 1
Coding region: 1-1005 (334 amino acids)
Biological process (GO): nucleoside metabolic process
Molecular function (GO): catalytic activity
Source: RefSeq, a predicted model, not a curated record